GUCAAACGGGGCCGAGGAUAUAGGCCGCGUGGGCCGAAAGCAGCAAGGGGGUGCGGUGGUGUCAGGCACAGGCACGACGGUUGAAACCUCGUGGACUAACCGGCGCCAUGACAGGACGCAUCCUUAAUAUGUGAAGGUUUUACGCAUACAAACUCUAGACUUACGCGCGACUUUAGGCCCGUCUUUAGUCUUGUUUCGUCCGUUUCGAGGGCUGGAAAUUCGCGCGAACGCGAGGGAUCCAUACAAGUCAUUACCAUUUUAUAAAACGAGUACUAGGUGGGGCAGGUCAGCAGGACUAUGGCUGUUUAAGUAAGGCGCCCUUAAUGAUUGGCUUGACGGACGUGAGCAAGGCUCACAGCGCUCCUGUUGGAGACCCCGGGUCUGUGACGAUACCGCUGCCGCUGCCUGGCAAAGGCGACUCGAAGGGCUGCGCGACGCUUGUAGUAGCUGCUAGCUGCCAGGCCCAGCCGGCAUGCGGACCUUCUACGGGCCAGGUGGCAACCCGGAUGGCGAUUGGCGUGGAGCCAGCCGCUAACAGCGGUUACAACGGCGCCACGACUUGCAUUGACGCGGCGGAAAAUAGCUCCGUGUUUACAAGUCCUCAGCCAGUUAUCCUUAGGGACAACGAACAGGCCGAAAGCAGGAUGGCCCACAGCGAGUUCAUCCCCGUGGAAGGGACGACAAGCAAACCUGCGCAAAGCAAUCGCACAGUCGAACAAGAACAGGUUCUGACAGCAGCUGCGCGAAAUCAGUCAGUGGAGGCUGGCGGUCUUCCCCGACCAGCGGUUGAGCCGAGCGCUGCGGCGUUUGUUGUGCCACACACCGGCCUCGGGGGCACUAGCUCUGUGGCACCUACGCCCGAAACCUUGGCUGCACUCGCCGCUGCGCCCACCACACCUGCAACUGCAGCAUCAGCAGCCAGCACCUGCAUCAGCGGCGGUGCCGCGCACAGCAGUACCUCUGCCGCAGCCAUGUGGAAAUUCGAGUCGGUUAGCUUCAAGCCGCUGUUCGAGGAGCACAGCGGCCUACGAGCACUAACUGCCCAACUCGCCGGCGCGCCUGGCUCCCAGAACGGCCCUGGCAUUACCGCCGCCGCAGGCACCGGCACCGGCACCGGCGGGCCCAGCUUCGCAGCCGCUUGCAAUUCGCUGCCGCCGCCAUCACUGCCUGUGCUCCCCAGCAUCAACCAGGAGCUCGCCACCGUGCCGCCGCACCACCUGUCUUCGCAGCUGCAGCUGUGUCUAAGGCACGUUUAUGGACGCACCGCGCCCGCCGCCGCGAUCGUGGCGGAGGCGCCGCCGCCGUACAAGCCGCUCAAGCUGCUGCUGAGCAUGGGCAAGGCCGAGAUCAUUGCGUGGCGGGAGGAGGUCGAGCGGGCGUGGUUUGCCAAGCUGAGAGACACGCCACGCCUCAGCAGCCGCAAGCCUGCGGCAGCAGCAGCAACAGCAGCAGCAGCAGCAGCAGCAGCAGCAGCAGCAGCAGCAGCGGCGGCGGCGGCUGCACCCGUGGCCACGGCGGCAGCCCCGGAGGUCAGGGCAGCAGCACUGGCAUCGGGGGUCUGCAGCGGCUCCACCACCGAGGCCUCCGCAGCCGCCGCGGCCGCAACCGCCGCGGUCGCUGCUGUUAUGGCGUCCGCUGCCGCAGCUGCUGCUGCUGCAGCAGCAGCGUCAGGCGGCGGCGGGGCGCGGGGAACGGCUCCCGCCGACAGCGGCCGCCGGUCGCCCUCGGCGGCGGCGGCUGCUACGUCGUCGUCGGCAACAACAAGCGCCGCGACUGCAUCCCUGGGGAGCCUGCCCGCCACACGCUCUGCCUCCGCUGCCUCCAUUCUGGAGUUCCAGCUUGUGUCGGCAGCGUCGUGCUGCGCGGACAGCAGCGGCAGCGCCACCACGCUGCGCAGCUGCCUCGCUGCCAGCAGCGGCAGUGGCAGCAUGGGCGUCAGCAUGAGCACCGCCGCCAGCCUCAUGGGGGUGCUGCCCAAUGCAGCCGACAGCCCGGCCCGCAAGCAGAAGGAGGCGGCCGCUGCCACUGCCGCUGGCACUGCUGCAGCUGCAUGCGCCAACGCGGUGGGCGCCAUCGACGGCGCUGAUGUUGUGGAUUCGGCGGUGGUGGCGGCGGCAUCCGCCGCCGCCGCGGCGGCUGCAGCGGCUGCGGUGGCCUCCGCUGUGGCACGCGGCUUGUCCCCGCGCAGCAAGUCACCCAGCUCCAGCAGCAGCGGCACUGCUGACGUGCCCACCGGCGGCGGCGGCCGGGACCAGCGCAGCAACAACGGCAGCAGCAGCGGCAACGGCGCCGGCGGCAGCGCUAGCAAGCUGCAGAAAUCCAAGCUCGGGAAUGGAGUGACGGCGUCCGAGGGGCGCCGGUCCGGCUUGGCAGCGGCCGAUGCGCUGCCAUCGCCGACUCGACACUGCGCCAGCGGGAACGGCGCCAACACUGGCAGCCACCGCCUGCCGCCGCCGCCACCACCGCCGCCGCCACCGCACCGGCGCACGUUUCCUGGCACCGGAAACGGCGGUUUCGUCGGGUACGGCGGUAUGGCGCCGUACAGUGGCCCACCCCCGCCGCCACCACCGCCGCCGCAUGGUGGGCCGCUGCUGGUGCCCAUGAUGCUUUUUCAGCCGCCGCCGCCGCCGCCGCCGACAGCGCCGCUACUGCUGCCGGCAGCGUCAGCACCGGCGGCUCUGCCGGACCACGUGACAGGCGGCAUGAGCCGGCACCAGCCGCACGUGGUACCUGUGCACAUGGGUACGGCGGCGGUGCCCAUGCCCAUGCCCGUGCCUAUGGUCCUGCCUAUGGCGGCAUCGCCUCAGCAGCGGGGGUCGCAGCGGGCCUUCGCCCAGGCAGCGCCGCUGCAGCAGCAGCAGCAGCAGCAGCAGCAGCAGGCCGCCGCCGCCGGGCCUCAGAUGGUCAUGCUGGUGCCGCUGCUGCCGUACGGAUGUGCGCCGCAGCCGCCGCCGCAGCAUGCGCCCGGCGUCGGUUGGCCGCAGCAGGGCGGGCAGCAGUACGUGUACAGCGGGCAGUUCGGCGGUUGGGAUGCGGCGCAUGCUGAGCCGUACUACUGGACGCCGCAGCACGGCAGUGCCGCGGAUGCCCCGGGCCAGUCCCAGUACCAGCAGCAAGGCCGCGGCAAAUGGGAUGGCCAGCAGCAGCAGCGGCGCAGCGCCAGCGGCUUAAUUUGAGGAGCGCCAGCACCGCCAGGAGAUGGCCUCCUUUGCGUGCUGCGGCGGCCGGUGUGACGGCUGCCGCUUUUAGGUAUGGCAGGGAUCACGCUAGGAGCUUGUUGUGUGGAGCUGUUUACGGAUGAUAGCUAGGAGCUUGUUACGCCAACGCUAUGCGCUGGCAGGUCUGGCAAGUCAGGAUGCGAGGGACAGGUGUAUCGGGGUAGCUGCUAGGGAUUUGGCCUUCGUGCGUGAUCAUGUAUGGUUUUAUCGCAAAGUGUCCAUGCAUGGAGCCACCUCAUCGAUGCUGUUUUUUUGUGUGUAUAUGGCAAGUGAUGGUGUCAUCCACUGCACACGGCUGCCUACCAGCAGCGCAAAACAAACGCCAGCAACUGCAAUGUCAGCCCCUGACUGGGGCCUGUUGGUGUUCAGUAUCAUGGUAUUCGAUGUGGGUGGCUUGGAACAUGCUAGUCAUAUGUGAUGCUGAGCCCGCUCGUAUUGAGGGAAACGGGAGAUUGCUAUUGUACUCGUGACGUAUCUCGUCCGCGCGCGUAUUCUUCAUGCGAAAUACAGCAGUCGUACUAUUUCAACUUUUUCGGGUGGCAUCCGCCGGACAAUUACCUCCGGCGGCAUGUACAUAGGGGCUGGCAUUGGAACUUGUUCGUACGUUGGGCGCAUGCCAGCAGCAAACGGCCGUCCGGCAGGGUCCUUCGUGGCCUCUCGUCCACGUGGCCUCUGCAGUCGUGGCCGGUGUGCGUGCUGUGCGUGAUUGCAUCAUUCCCUCUACGGCGGAGUGAUUCAAGCCUGAUAAGCUGGAUCAGUCGGCCUGCGGGUGCCCCGGUAGCAAACAGUAGCAAAAUAAUACACCGUACAUAACAGUUGAAUGAGGUUGCGCCUGCGUCCGGCAUAACCCACAGUGCGAGUUGUUUGAGUCGGGGCGCUGCGCAUGGAUUCCGCUGUUACGGGAAUGGAUGGAAGUGUGCCCAGAGCGGGCCUAUGGAAGUGUGUUCGAAGCAGUUUGCGCAGUCCACAUGUGCACGGGAACGGCAAGUGCCUCCAGCGUUACAGAACCGGGCUGUAACGGAUUUUGGGUCGUUGAGGUUGGCCAUCAGCGCACAGCAGGCGAGCGGCCACAGCUUAGCAUGGCGGUUGCAGGCGCUGCUGUUGAGAUGGACAAUGGGAAGCACGAUGCAUCUGCUGUGUUGCGGCGCGCAGUUGGCUGCGCAUGCUUCAUGUUGUCGAUGCCGAACGAUGACCCAUGAUCAUGACCCAUGCGGCCAUGCGCUGAGAACAGGAAAGGUGGCUCUGCGCACACCACGUUAGUGCAUGUCUGAGUUCGUUCGAAGGUUUCAGAAGUACCGCAUGUCACCUCCACCUGCCCCCGCCACCUUUCUCCUCUAGCCGGGAUCGGGUUGUACAGGCACGGCUUGUCAUGUGUCCAGACGCGUCCCGCUGUCGCGCACAAGCACAGCAAGCAGCGCUGAGGACUGGUGAGGAAUGUCCACGGGGCGGCGGACAAAGCGCCGGAGGGGAGGUGUCAUGGCCAUUGGCUUAUGGAGGUUGCUGCAUAUAUACAGCUGCAGAUAAGAGCUACCGCAUUCCAGCUGUAACCGCACCCACAG
Molecule: messenger RNA, 4777 nt
Organism: Chlamydomonas reinhardtii
Lineage: Eukaryota; Viridiplantae; Chlorophyta; Chlorophyceae; Chlamydomonadales; Chlamydomonadaceae
Exons: 3
Coding region: 324-3176 (950 amino acids)
Source: RefSeq, a predicted model, not a curated record